CACCCGGCGGCCCAGGGCGGGCGCCCGCCGCCUCCCCCGGCGCCGCCGCCAGGAGGAUGCGUCCCUGGAGCUGGUUCCUGCUGCCGACCCUGAGCCUCCUGCGCGCGGCUUCCGCCCACUGCGAGCUCAAGCCCCAACAAAGUGAGUUGAAUUCUUUCCUAUGGACCAUUAAGAGAGACCCGCCCUCUUAUUUCUUUGGCACCAUUCAUGUGCCGUACACCCGGGUAUGGGACUUCAUCCCAGACAACUCCAAGGAGGCUUUUCAACAGAGCAGCAUUGUGUACUUCGAGCUGGACCUCACAGACCCCUACACCCUCUCGGCCCUCACCAGCUGUCAGAUGCUGCCGCAGGGCGAGAACCUACAGGAUGUGCUGCCCAGGGACAUCUACUGUCGCCUCAAGCGUCACCUUGAGUACGUCAAGCUCAUGAUACCCUCCUGGAUGACUCCAGACCAACAUGGGAAGGGCCUCUACGCUGAUUAUCUCUUUAAUGCCAUUGCGGGAAACUGGGAGCGCAAGAGGCCCGUGUGGGUGAUGCUCAUGGUCAACUCCUUGACUGAAGUGGACAUUAAGUCUCGUGGGGUGCCUGUGUUAGACAUGUACCUUGCGCAGGAGGCCGAGAGACUGAGGAAACGGACGGGGGCAGUGGAAAAGGUGGAAGAGCAGUGCCAUCCUUUGAAUGGGCUGAACUUCUCACAGGUUAUCUUUGCUUUGAACCAAACCCUCUUGCAGCAGGAGAGCCUCCGGGCCGGCAGCCUUCAGGUCCACUACAGCACGGAGGACCUCAUCAAACACUACAACUGCGGGAACCUCAGCUCCGUCAUCUUCAGCCACGACAGCACCCAGGUUCCCAAUUUUAUUAAUGCUACACUCCCACCUCAAGAGCGCAUCACAGCUCAGGAAAUUGACAGCUACUUCCGCCGGGAGCUUAUCUACAAGCGCAAUGAGCGGAUGGGCAAGCGGGUGAAGGCUCUUCUGGAGGAGUUUCCUGACAAAGGCUUCUUUUUUGCCUUUGGAGCUGGUCAUUUCCUGGGCAACAACACUGUGCUUGAUGUGCUGCGGCGCGAGGGCUAUGAGGUAGAACACGCCCCUGCCGGACAACCCGUCAACAAAGAGAAGAGCAGCAGCGCCUCGUUGCUGCCUGCUCCUCCUGUGGUCUUUGACCCAGAAGAGGCCGCCCUGGAGGUGCUGGCACCGGAAGCUGGACCUGUGGCUCGCUCCCUGACGCCACCACGCUUGCCCCUAAGUGGAAACGUCGGCCUGGGCCUGUUGGAAGGGAUGGAGAGGAAGUUCCGGAAGAAGCGGAGGCGGCCCCCACGAAGACAGCACCUACGGCAGUUCAGUGACCUGUGGGUCCGACUAGAGGAAAGCGCUGUGGUCCCGCAACUCCCAGUACCUGUUUUGGAUGGGCACAUCACCAGGCUGCAGCUCCCGUACCAUGGCCAUUCUCGUCAUGGUCAGAUGGUGACCAGCAGUGCCUGCCUGUGUCUCUGGACUCCUGGCUUCUGGGUUCUGGUGCUGACUUUCCAAACUGACACACGGCUCUUGUAAUGAUCAGAGGAGUCUUAGCCCACUGGACUUGAAGAAUGAUCAUUCUCGCUCUGCCACUCUGGUCUGGUCCUGAUAGGCCCAAACCAGAAGAGACAACAAUAAAAGCCACCUUCGAGUCUUCUCUUUUCUGAAAUGACUUUGGGUUCUGCUACAUUACUUGAGAUGUAC
Molecule: messenger RNA, 1718 nt
Organism: Sorex fumeus (smoky shrew)
Lineage: Eukaryota; Metazoa; Chordata; Mammalia; Eulipotyphla; Soricidae
Gene: TRABD2A
Product: TraB domain containing 2A
Exons: 7
Coding region: 57-1550 (497 amino acids)
Biological process (GO): negative regulation of Wnt signaling pathway
Cellular component (GO): membrane
Molecular function (GO): metalloendopeptidase activity
Source: RefSeq, a predicted model, not a curated record